This is a messenger RNA of Cryptococcus wingfieldii CBS 7118, 195 nucleotides long. RefSeq lists its product as hypothetical. The transcript has 2 exons. NCBI's taxonomy places the organism in Eukaryota, Fungi, Basidiomycota, Tremellomycetes, Tremellales, Cryptococcaceae. The coding region runs from base 1 to 195 and encodes 64 amino acids. The record is from RefSeq and is a predicted model, not a curated record.
AUGGCCGCCCCCCAGUACCUCGGACCCGCUACCACCCAAGAGCCCGCCACCCUCAUCUCCUACCUCAAGGACCAGGUCACCAACCCCCAACACAGGGAGGGCAACUUGAACAUCCUCAAGGCUACCACCAUUUUCGUCCUUGGUAUCGCCUUUGUUCGAUCCGACCUCAGUGCCGCCCUUGUUCCCGUCUUUUAA